AUGGAGCUCGCCAGCGCGGACGGGCGCGUGGUGGUCCAAGUGCUGCCGUACGGGCUGACUGUGCACGCGAUUCGCGUGCACCACGACGGGGACUGGCACGAUGUGCUUGCAGGUCCUGAGGAUCCCGCUGACCAUGCCAGGUACGGGCGCCGGUUCUUUGGACAGGUCGUCGGCAGGUACGCCAACCGCCUGCCGGCGGGCACGAGUGAAGCGGGCGGCGUCCGUGUCGACCUGGCCGAGUGGGGUGGCGAGGGCGUCAGCCACCACGGUGGUCCGCCCGCUGUGGCUCGUGACGGGAUCGAGCAGACGGGGCCGCUGGAUACGGUUACGUGGACCGUGCUCGAGCAUGCGCAGCUCUUUGGCGACGAGGCCCACGAUGCGUGUGCGACGUUUGGCAUCGAGUCGCCCGCGGGCGAUCAGGGCUACCCCGGCCGCCUGCGCAUCGAGGCACGCAUUGCGGUCGACGGCGGCGACGUGCCGAGCGUGCGUGUCGCAUACCGAGCCAAGCUCAUGGACGCGUGCGCGGCGACACCGCUGAACCUCACGCAGCACUGGGGCUUUAAUUUGGACGCGUCGAGCGCAGCAUCCAAAGGAGCAGGCGUUGGCGCGCACGUACUCCAAAUGCAGACGCCGCUGCGCCGCCUCGUGCUCGAUGCGCGCGGCGUGCCGACCGGCGAGCUGCGUGCGGUCGAGGCGGAGCAUGACUGGACGCGAGGCAAGCGCAUUGCAGACGCCAUGCCUGACGGGGGAUACGACGACUUUUAUGUGUGGGGCCGACCUGGCAGUGGACCGGUCGUGCGCCUCGCUGCGCCGUCGGGUAUUGCGCUCGACUUUUCUACGAACCAGGCAGGUGUGCAGCUGUAUACGGCCAACAGUGUAUCUGAUCCUGCGCCGGUACGCAAGGCCGUGCACGGCGGAUUGUACGAUGGCGUACGCUGUGCGGCCUUCCUCGAGUUUAGCGCGCCGCAUGCGACGUUCCUGCGCCCCCCGCUGCAUGGUGCCGCCGCAGGCGAUACAAUACUACAUGCUGGUGAGGUGUACGAGCACUGGGUCAAUAUUGCGAUCCAGCUGAAUGAAAAAGGAGCAUAG
Malassezia japonica is the source of this 1089-nucleotide messenger RNA. Its product is annotated as aldose 1-epimerase. Gene Ontology annotation, molecular function: carbohydrate binding; aldose 1-epimerase activity. Bases 1 to 1089 code for a protein of 362 amino acids. The record is from RefSeq and is a predicted model, not a curated record. Lineage: Eukaryota; Fungi; Basidiomycota; Malasseziomycetes; Malasseziales; Malasseziaceae. Gene Ontology annotation, biological process: glucose metabolic process; beta-D-galactose catabolic process via UDP-galactose, Leloir pathway. The transcript is spliced from 2 exons.